Messenger RNA from Magallana angulata, 553 nucleotides. RefSeq lists its product as uncharacterized. The coding region runs from base 1 to 324 and encodes 107 amino acids. The transcript is spliced from 5 exons. Lineage: Eukaryota; Metazoa; Mollusca; Bivalvia; Ostreida; Ostreidae. The record is from RefSeq and is a predicted model, not a curated record.
AUGCCGUUAACGGAUUUUAAGGAUGGACGAGGAGAGACAAAAGUGACGUUGUCAAAGACAAGAUCGCAGCAGGAUGGACCUUUAAGGAAGGAGUCUUUUCUGGGAGAAAAAUUCUCAACUCACAGCAGCACCAUUAAAGCAAACUCUACGAUCACGUCUACAUGUGUAAGAGUGCGACUGCCACUGAAUGGAGAGUUGUACGGCUAUGACGUUGAAAUCCCGGAUGGUCAUCAAAUAGACGUCAACAAGACUGUUAUCACGCCUAAGAGUGACGUCAUUGAAAUCAAGAUUGUCAAAAUUGGAGAAUUUACUCUACCUGCCUAGGUUGGAAUGUCAAGUCCGUACACAGAGGCUCUAAAAGAACGAUCAGACUGAUAUGCUUCUAUAUAUCAUUGUUUAAUUUUUUAAUGGUUUUUUUUAUAUACUGAAAAGUGUUUGUACCGCCGUUUUAAGCUUAGAAUGAGUAUUUACACAGAAACUAUCAAACAUAUUAUGACGUAUUCACUUCAUACUGUCGUGGAAAAUUUUUAUUUAUCAUUUUGAAAAUAUUCAU